AAAUGGUAUUUGUUUAUUAUUUUGGCUUUGCGAUUGUGAAUGGUCAUUAGUGUUCAAUUUUGAGUUUUAUUUGAAAUUUUCGAAUUUAAAUAUAAAGAUUUGUUCUGCGGAAUUGGAUUUGGUUUCAAUAGAAUUGGCUAAAGUGGAAGCGUUGAAUGAUCAAAUGGAUUUGUAUCGUUUGCGUGAUAGAUUUGAGCACCUUUGCCGGUUCUGCUUGUCGGAGGACGACUGUGUGCCGAUAUUCACCGAAAAUCUUCAACUGAACGAUCACCUCGCAACCUUGCUGGAUAUUCUACUGGCCAAAAUAGAUGAUAAUGAUGGCUAUCCUAACAAUAUAUGUGCCAAAUGUGUCCACUGCAUUGAUCAAUUUGUACAAUUUGAAGCAGAAUGUGAAAAAUCGUACGAAAUCUUGGGCAAUGUGCGCAAUUUACAGAACGAGAGGAAUAUCGUCAGUCCAAUUAAUAAUGAACAAGCUCAAAAUGAUAACAUUGUUAUCGGAAACGAAGAGGAUCAUGUCGAUGAAAAACCCACGGAAGAUGAAGAACAGAGCAACAUAGAAAGUGAUGAGGCAUUAGUUGAACGUUUGGACGAUGAACAAAGUGUUAUAGGGGAGGAACAAAUCGAAUUCGAAGUUUUAGAUAUUGAUCAUAUCUCAGAAGACGAACAAGAAAGCUCUAACAAAAGCACUCCCGGUCGUUUGACCGUAGAACAACAGCAAAUGCUAGAUAAAGCAAUGCAAGUCCCGACGUCCGGAUUUAUAAAACGAGGGAAUCGGUCCGUUCCUUUAGUUGAAUGCAUAUACUGCAAGAAUACUUAUCGUGGCCGCAACACACUGAAAAAGCAUCUACGAAUUCACCUAAACAUUAAGGGUAAUCAAUGUGCUUAUUGUCCGAAAACGUUCACCGAUCGGAGCUCCCUCAGAAUUCACGAAGGUCGACAUACGGGGAGAUCUUUCAAAUGCCAUAUUUGCGAUAAACAGUACUACAGUCAGAACGAGCUACGACAGCAUUUAACAAUGCAACACUUAGAAAGGAAGCACACCUGUGAAACUUGCCAAAAGAAGUUCCCUUCCAAAACCAUACUCAACGAUCACUAUCGAGUCCAUACCAUGGAGAGGCCCUUCGUCUGCAGACAUUGUGGGACGGGUUUCAAGCGCAAUCGCAAUCUCGUUCGCCAUGAGUUGCUACACGACAAAACGAAAACAGAAACGGACAGUUGGCAGAUGCCCUGUAUGGUUUGUGCUGACCAGUUCGAUGAUCCCAAUGGAUUGCUUGAGCAUUUGAGAACCGAACAUGCCGAUAGGUUCCAUUCUUUUCGAAGUGGGUCCUUUGAAUGUCCUCAAUGCGACGUGGAUGCGUUUGAUGAUAUCGAGGAGUGUUUAAAACAUCGACAGAUGCAUUAUGAUGCUUAUAAAUCACCUGUUUCAGCUAACAAGCGCAAGCAGUACAACCGUCAGGGAAAAGAUACUUACUUUUGCUGUGGUGAAUGUAAAAAAAAGUUCAAAUCCAGAAUCGUAGCCAUGAAGCAUAUGUCGACUCAUGAUGGAACGGAGCUUUUUCAGUGUGAAGAAAAUGGCUGUAGAUUUCUGUUUAGGAAGGCUUCUACUAUGAAUUUGCACCAGAUAGAAUUGCAUGGAAGUAACAGUGGAAAGACGCAAUCGUGAUAGAGAGAAAAGCAGCAUGGCGCUGAGUCAACCUGGAGGAUUUGGAUCCGGAAAAUUUUGUUAGUUAGUGGAUCACUGUUUUCGAUUCCGAUCUUUAGGGGCUCGCACCGGCAUGGAUAAACAAUAUUUGCUCGUACCACCAACUGUUAAGCGAAAAUGGUGGUGCAGUCCGAAAUCAUCCCAUGACGGCAAGGAAAAUCUGGUCGAAGGAAACAGUGAUUUGAGGAUCCCGAGCAAAUUCUUUACUAUAGUUAAUAUGCCCGAAAAAACGGCAUAAUUCCCAAGGAAAACCCCACUUUACGCAAGCAUAAUGUUUCGGCCUGCAGUGUUCUAAAUGGUUUGGGGGAUGAAAUAAGAAAUAGUAGUUUGUGCAACUAGUUGCAAAAAGAUGAUUUUUUCAGCACGAGUUGUACGUUUAUCAAACGAGGCUUGCCGAGUUGGAUAAAUACUACGAGUGCUGAAAAAAUCGAGUUUGCAACGAGUUGCACACGCUAUUUUUUGCAAUGAGGAAAAAUGGGCUUUAAUGUGAUAAAUCUGUACCAAAAUGUUACAAUUGUAUUUACUUCACAUAAUCAAUCUUGCCAAAAUGUCAUGCUACUGCAGAAAACAAACAUAUUCCAUGUUAUCGUGCCACAUUGUAUGCUCGACAGACCAUAAAGCGAUAGAUAAACCUGCUUUUAGAUAAUUUGAUGUCAUGUCCAUUAAAUUAUUUCAUUAAUUAC
Messenger RNA from Armigeres subalbatus, 2385 nucleotides. Its product is annotated as oocyte zinc finger protein XlCOF28-like. Lineage: Eukaryota; Metazoa; Arthropoda; Insecta; Diptera; Culicidae. The transcript has 6 exons. Gene Ontology annotation, biological process: regulation of transcription by RNA polymerase II. The coding region runs from base 164 to 1663 and encodes 499 amino acids. Gene Ontology annotation, molecular function: zinc ion binding; DNA-binding transcription factor activity, RNA polymerase II-specific. The record is from RefSeq and is a predicted model, not a curated record. Gene Ontology annotation, cellular component: nucleus.